Pangasianodon hypophthalmus (striped catfish) is the source of this 1396-nucleotide messenger RNA. RefSeq names its product phospholipase A2-like. The transcript has 4 exons. NCBI's taxonomy places the organism in Eukaryota, Metazoa, Chordata, Actinopteri, Siluriformes, Pangasiidae. The record is from RefSeq and is a predicted model, not a curated record. Gene Ontology annotation, biological process: arachidonate secretion; lipid catabolic process; phospholipid metabolic process. The coding region runs from base 775 to 1224 and encodes 149 amino acids. Gene Ontology annotation, molecular function: calcium ion binding; phospholipid binding.
ACUUUAAUUAAUAAUUACUAAUUAGUUAAUUAUUAGUACUCAGAGUUCACUAGACAUGGGCCAAAAUGUAAAGCACUGCACUACAAUCAAGUCAAUGCAUGUGACUCUUUUGCAUGAGUAGAGCAGGGCUAACUCUGCCAUAAUUGGUAUUUCUAUGCCUUACAGACUCUGUCCACACUGUGAUAUAAGGCAGAAUCAUAAUAACAAUUAGAAAAUUAACAGAACAUUUGUAUUCAAACCCAAAAAAAUAGUUCAGUAUAAACAGUCUUCCUUAAGUGGUCCUUUUGAUCCCUUGUGUAAGGGUGUUAACAUUGCUGCUUGAUCUUGAGUUGUGGUAAAUCUAAGACAUUCCAUAGUUGGUGCCAGUGGUUACAUUUCAUCAAAUAUAAUAAGCCCAUUGGAGAAAUUCCUGAAAUUGAUUGAGGGAUCACUUACAAUUGUGAAGGAUCACAGAUCACUUUUACUUUUAAAUAGAACCUACCCCUGAAGCAAAGGUGAAACCAGAGGCAUUCCAGAAACAAAAAAGCUGAGUAUCUGCUUUAUGUUAGCAUAUUACUCAGGAGUGCCUAUAAUAACAAUGUCCCCUGAUGUGAGAUAAGGCAGGGUUUAUGAAGUUGUGAGAAUUUCCAGGCAUGGAAACCAUGUGUUCAUUUAAACGACUAUACCUGCAAUUCUCUGUUAUCUAUGCAGACUAAAAUUUUCAAGGCUGCCUUGUGACUACAUAAGGACAAACUGCUGAGGCAUAAGUCUGAGUAAAUCUCUUGACCAGGCAACAUGACAACUCUCUGCUCUGUACUCCUGCUGCUAUUUGGCGUUACCUUUGCUCAGGCUCUUGACUACAAGGCACUGUGGCAGUUCAGGUCUAUGAUCAUCUGUGUAAAGCCUGAUAGCUGGCCAGCCCUAGACUACGCUGACUAUGGCUGCUACUGUGGUUACGGUGGCUCAGGAAACCCUGUUGACGACCUGGACAGAUGCUGUCAGGUUCAUGACAAGUGCUACAGUGAUGCCAUGCAACAUACGGCGUGCUGGCCAAUCCUGGACAACCCUUACACCGAGAUCUAUGCCUAUAGUUGUGACAAAGCAACUAAGACAAUAACCUGCAAGAGCAACAACAAUGAGUGCGAGAUGUUCAUCUGUGAGUGCGACCGGAAGGCUGCUGAGUGCUUUGCUGUGUCUGACUAUCAUGAGGAAAACAAGAACCUGCCCAGUGAUCGCUGCAAAUAAAUUAUAGAUAACUUGGACACCAUACCAACCACCAGAGCUAACUAGUAUUUGCACUAGUCAGCUAGCCAUUAUAUCAUUUGUGUUUGAUAUGAAAUGUACUCUCAUUAUAAUAACAGUCUUUUUCAUUGCAUGGAAAAUACUAUUAAACCUACCUAUUACAUGGUCAAACACA